Molecule: messenger RNA, 228 nt
Organism: Penicillium daleae
Lineage: Eukaryota; Fungi; Ascomycota; Eurotiomycetes; Eurotiales; Aspergillaceae
Product: LYR motif-containing protein
Exons: 2
Coding region: 1-228 (75 amino acids)
Biological process (GO): iron-sulfur cluster assembly
Cellular component (GO): mitochondrion; L-cysteine desulfurase complex
Source: RefSeq, a predicted model, not a curated record
AUGUCCGUGGCCACCUUGCAGCGUGACACCGCGUUCCAGGUGCGGUCUUUGUUCCGCUCUCUCCUGCGCCAAUCGUCCCAGUUCUCCAAUUUCAACUUCCGCGACUACGCCCGCCGCAAGACGCGAGACUCAUUCCGCGAACAUAAGAACGAGACAGAGGAGCGUCGGAUACAGGAGUUGAUCCAGGAUGGCUUGCAGAACCUGCGUAUGCUGAAGGUUAGUGGUUGA